AGUGUUACGUUAUGUUUUAGUUACGAUGUGCAAUUUCCGAACGAACAUGGACCACGAUAUACAACUACAGAAGUAUAGUUGCUAAAGAGGACUAAAUUCAUGAACGCUUUUACAACAGUGGUUUUGAAAAUUGAUUAUUUGUUGUACAACAUAAACAACAAACCAAGAUGAUGGAGAGAUGUAGACCAGAAUGCAGAGAUUGCAGUAACCUAUGACUCAUGAAAAACUACAACCAAUACUGGUCACACCCAAAACCUUAUUCCCACUGAGGAUGAAGACGGUCGUCUUUGAAACGUUUGCAAAAUUUUCUGCAGACUGUAGUCCCCCCCAUGAGAUGUCAGUAGCAAUGGCACCUAAAUUUUCCUCAAUGUCUGGACCUUGCAGACUUUGCUUUAAGGCUGCCAAGUGGUUGCCAGUCUUAUUUAUUGUAACAGCUGUGGUAUGGUCAUACUAUGCCUAUGUCAUCCAGCUGAAUUUAUUCUCCAUUGACAGCAUCAUUGAAAAAAGCUUUUACUUAUUUGUUUACCACAUUCUGCUGUUCCUCUUCCUGUGGGCAUAUUGGCAGACAAUUUUCACAGAAAUCGGCAGAGUACCGAAACAGUUCCGACUACCGCCUUCCGAACUAGAGAGGUAUGAGGCUGCAGAAAGUGAUGAAGUUAGACGUGACAUAUUGGAGAGAUUUACUGAAAAGAACAAUCUCCCUGUAUACAAUCGCACUAUGACAGGAGAUAUACGUUAUUGUGAGAAAUGUGUCCAGAUCAAACCAGACAGAAGUCACCACUGUUCAGUGUGUGGGGAAUGUGUGCUGAAGCUAGACCAUCAUUGCCCUUGGGUCAAUAAUUGUGUUGCCUUCACAAACUACAAAUUCUUUGUCUUAUUUUUGGGCUAUGCUCUUAUUUAUUGCCUCUUCAUUGCUGCAACCACUUUGCAAUAUUUCAUCAAAUCCUGGAAGAAUCAGUUGGGAGGAGUGUCAGGAUCAUUCCACAUUCUGUUUGUCUUUUUUGUGUCCAUCAUGUUUGCAAUCAGUCUGGUAUCCUUGUUUGGAUACCACAUCUUCCUUGUUUCCAAGAACAGGUCCACUCUGGAGUCUUUCCGUGCACCAAUCUUCCGCCUGAGUCACACAUGGGUGCAAGACAAAGAUGGUUUUAGCUUGGGUGCAUACAACAACUUUCUGGAAGUGUUUGGUGACAACAAGAAGUUGUGGUUCCUGCCGGUAGCCACCAGUCUAGGCGAUGGUGUAAGUUACCCGGUGCGCGGCCAACAGCCCCCUUCUACUACUACUGCCACCACUACCCCAGUGCAAUCCUAUGGCAGCACACAGACCAGGAAAACUGCAUUUAAAGACUUAAGACAAAGCCUAGGUGAUGGGGUCACCUACCCUCAGCGAUGUGUUGAUGAAGAUACAGAUGACCUCCUAGGCUCUCGCCAACGAUGGGCUGAAGAUGAGGAAGAAAAUGACCUUACCACAGGAUUCACAAAUAACCACACAUAUCCUCUGGAGGAGGUGGUGGUCCAGUCCAACCACACUAAUCCUGUGUAGACCAACACCUCAAAGAAGACCUUCUGUCGGCCUAACUUCAUAGAGACAUUCCUACACCCCAAGACAGUGUGGACUAUAAUGUUGCUGGAGAAGGGGGAGUCUCACUUCUGCUGUUUAUAGAGUAUUAAGAUACCAUAGUGCAUACAGUUAUUACUUCCAAGACUUCAUAGUAAACAGAAGUGCUAUGCCUUAAAUUUUGAUCGUUUUUCUCACUGUGUCUUUAAAGGUUAUAUGAUGGAAAUCUCCAAGCUUAAGACUGGAAAUGUCUGCAAUCUCUGAAGUCGUAAUAGGUCCUUCAUGGGCCAGAAUAAGAUCCCAAUUUAUUGAAUUAACAUUAAAGAUAGAACAGAGAAUUUAUGCAUUGAGCAUUGGUUAGACAGAAUUAUGAUGGUGUAUGCUAUAUUUUAUAUUGAAGGACACAUUAUGUAUAAAAAAUAAAAGGAUGUAACAAAUCCUUUUUCUUGAUUGUUUUUUUUUUUUUUUUUUUUUUUUUUUUUUUUUUUUUUUUAUAAGAGAACCAGCAAUUUUUUUUUAUUCUUUUCUUAAAUGGAACAGGAAUUCUCAUACUUUUUUGUACUUAUUCAUAUUGGCAAGUAUAAUACAUAUCUGUACUCUCUGGUAGGGAUAGGAGACUUCAUUUUCUUGUCUUUUUUAUCAUUAUCAUUAUUAUCAGUGAAUUGCUAUCAUUACUAUAGAUAGCUGAUUGCUUUUGUGAUCUUGUUGAAGUAAAAGAUUCUUGAAGAGGAUUCAUGAUAUGUUCAUAUCUGACUGUGGAUGUGAAUUUACUGAAAUUGUCUUUGAUAAUUAACAAUUGGUUUCAAGUAAUUAGCCAGGUUAUGAUUUUUAAUGAGGUUUUUGUUUCUUUUGAACAAAUACAAUGCUACAGUUAAAAGUAGACUAGUCUUGUGAUUUGAUAUUAAACACAUGGUUUUCAGUUUUUUUUCUUAUAUUUGCAUUUGUGUGUAUAGGAUGGGUGCUUUUGUGUGCAUGAUUUUGCAUCAGUAUGUGUGAGUGCUUGUACGUACACAUCAAUGUACACAUUUGUAAUAUUUACAUGUGUUCACAAUUACAAACAUGCAUAUAUAUAAAAAACAUGCUCACAUAUACAAAUAUGUAUAUUGAAGUCUAUCAUGGAUGAGAUGUGUCAGUGUGAACAUUUUUAUAUUUUUACUGUAGUGCAGAUCAAGACACUGCAGAUAAUUUUAGUAAGCAACACAAUGUGAGGAAUUUUUAUUUCACUAAGUCACUAAUUUUUGGUUUGUUUGAAUGUGUAAAUUUGAAAUCUGUAAUGUUUGCUUAUUAUUAUUAUUAUUAUUAUUUUUUUUUUUUUAGAUAAAUGAUUGCUCUGAAGACUAACUUUGUUUUGCAUUUCAGUUGUACCACUUUGACACUUUAACUACUUGAGCAAUCUUCUGUGAUGCCUUGCAACAUUUUAGAUAUUCAAGAUGAAAUGACUACAUUCUUGUAGCUGAAUCAGUUUUUUUCUGUAGUCAUUCUUGUAAUAAUGACUCACCAAAGAUUUCUCACAAGUCCUAGAAUAUAUGAAGGCCUCCAAAACAGAUAAAACCCUCAUAUCUUUUUUAUUAGUAGUAUUUUAAGGAAGUCAGAAGGUAUGGAAUUGCUCUACUGUUUGGUUUGUUUCAUUAGAUUAUUAGUACUGCUAUUUUAUAGAAAAAAAUUUCCUCUUCACAUUUGCAGUCGCUUUUCAUUAUUGUGUUUCUUUAUUUUAUUAUACAAUUAUAAAAUUAUUUCCCCUUGUUUGUUUCACAAAUACCCUUCUGUGAGAUAGUUACUUCUGUUGUACAUUGUUUUGUCUGUUUAGGAAGCACAAAUUUAAUAAGCUAAGAAAACAUAAAAUGCAAAAAAAAAAAGAUAAAAACUAAAUAAUGGUGAUGCACAUGGGCUUGCAGGCUGACAAAAGUCCUGAAAAAGCCAGUUGUCAACAGUACAUGGUAAUGGCAAAUAGCUUAAUAUUUUUUAAAAUUAUAGUGUGCAAGUGGCACCUCUGUGCCGUUUUGGUGACAAACUUGUGUUAACAUGAUGUCUUUAGAUACUAGUAUUUGUUGCAUUUAUGAUAUUUACAUCACUUUGAUAUGAAUAUAAUUUUAUCAUAUUUCUUAAGUCUCUGCUCACAUUGUACAGUUGACCUAUUCAAAGAAAAACAAUAUUUUGUCAGUGCUGUACUUACAAUGUUUUCAAAGAUUUUGUAUGUGUACUUGUAAAUUGUAUAAUACAUUGACAAAGAUACAAAAACUGCUUUACCAUUAUAUAACAUGUUGAGCCCAAAGUGCUUGUAAGAGGAUCAAGGAAUUACCUCUGAAAUGGCUUCAUUUCUCUAGGAAAGACAGUCAAUAUUGGCAGGAUGAUUAUUAGCCUUAAAACAUGUAUUUUAGGUCUCACUUUUGGGAUGUAAAUGUGAUGAAUUUUAUAUUAGAUUCACACACUGUUAUAAGGUUUCAAUUACAUAAUGUUCCAUUUCAGAUCAUCUUAGAAAAAUAGCUUUGAAGUGA
Messenger RNA from Penaeus chinensis, 4050 nucleotides. RefSeq names its product palmitoyltransferase ZDHHC20-B-like. The record is from RefSeq and is a predicted model, not a curated record. Gene Ontology annotation, cellular component: Golgi apparatus; endoplasmic reticulum. The transcript has 14 exons. Lineage: Eukaryota; Metazoa; Arthropoda; Malacostraca; Decapoda; Penaeidae. The coding region runs from base 212 to 1540 and encodes 442 amino acids. Gene Ontology annotation, molecular function: protein-cysteine S-palmitoyltransferase activity. Gene Ontology annotation, biological process: peptidyl-L-cysteine S-palmitoylation; synaptic vesicle maturation; protein targeting to membrane.